UUCGCGCCGGCCCAGCCGGGCAGGGAGCGCGGGGCCGCCAUCUUGGCUGAGGGCACGGCCGCGGGCGCGGGGAGCAGGGAAUUGCAGCGAAUCCGCGCGGCCAUGGGGAGGAUCGGGCUGCAGCUCCGCGCCACGCUGGAGAACAUCACCCGGCUAAGGGCCGAGGGCGAGGACUUCCGCUGGUACCUCAAGCUGAAAUGUGGGAACUGCGGUGAAGUCUCCGAAAAGUGGCAGUACCUGCGGCUGAUGGACAGUGCUCCCCUGAAAGGCGGCCGAGGAAGCGCCACGAUGGUGCAGAAGUGCAAGCUGUGCUCCAGGGAGAGCUCCAUCGAUAUUUUAAGUCAGACAAUCAAGCCUUACAAUGCCGAAGACAGCGAGAAAUUCAAAACAAUUGUGGAGUUUGAAUGCCGAGGUCUGGAACCAGUUGAUUUUCAACCACAGGCAGGGUUUGCUGCUGAAGGUGCAGAGUCUGGCACACCUUUCAAUGACAUAAACUUGUUAGAAAAGGAUUGGAAUGACUAUGAUGAAAAAACAAAGGAAUCUGUUGGAAUCUAUGAAGUUACCCAUAAAUUUGUAAAAUGCUGAAGUUCAUACCCCUAACAAAUUAUGACAUGGUUAUUGAUGGAGGAGCUGUAAACAUCAGAUAUGCAGCUUCCUUGGAGUUACUUUUUUACAUGGCUGCACUUCAGAAAUGGAUACCUAAGUUCACAGAAUCAUUUAGGGUGGAAAUGAUCUCCAAGAUUGAGUUCAACCUUUGACCGACAUCGUUGAGUUGUACUUUCCGUCCCCAGCAUGCCCUAAUAAAAUAUUUCCCAUGGA
Messenger RNA from Vidua macroura (Pin-tailed whydah), 819 nucleotides. RefSeq names its product CXXC motif containing zinc binding protein (gene CZIB). NCBI's taxonomy places the organism in Eukaryota, Metazoa, Chordata, Aves, Passeriformes, Viduidae. Bases 103 to 585 code for a protein of 160 amino acids. Gene Ontology annotation, molecular function: zinc ion binding. The record is from RefSeq and is a predicted model, not a curated record. The transcript is spliced from 8 exons.